Ziziphus jujuba (common jujube) is the source of this 1557-nucleotide messenger RNA. RefSeq lists its product as uncharacterized. Gene Ontology annotation, molecular function: protein binding. The transcript is spliced from 9 exons. The coding region runs from base 1 to 1557 and encodes 518 amino acids. NCBI's taxonomy places the organism in Eukaryota, Viridiplantae, Streptophyta, Magnoliopsida, Rosales, Rhamnaceae. The record is from RefSeq and is a predicted model, not a curated record.
AUGGAAACACCUAGGAGUUCUACGAAGAUGAGUAGGGGGACGGAGAACCAAACUCUGUUCAAAAUGGCGAUGAAAGGUAAAUGGAGAGAAGUUGUAGAUCUUUGCCAGGAAAAUCUCGAUCUUAUUAGUCAGAAAAUCACAAAAACAGGUGCCACGGCACUGCAUGUGGCCAUCACUGAAAAUCAAUUCGACGCCGUUAGAGAACUUGUGAAGCUGAUUAUAAAGGAUGACAAGAAGGAAGCACUUAGAGCUAAAACCGAAAAAGGCGAUACGCCUAUCCAUCUAGCAGCAUCAAUGGGCAGUACGCCUACGUGCAGAUGGAUGGUGGAAGCUGAUCCCACUUUAAUUGGUGAUCGGAACAUUGACGGAGAAACCCCUCUCUUCUUGGCAGCUUCACAUGGAAAGAAGAGAGCUUUUCUCUACUUACACAGUCGUGGCAGCAUUGACGAACGCUAUUCUUAUUCCAAAAGGGCAGAUGGUGACACUACACUGCACUCUGCAAUAGAAAGGGAAUUUAUGGAUUUGGCAUUUCUGAUAAUUCUAGAGUAUGAAAAGCUUGUCGAUUCUGUAAAUGAAAAAGGUUAUACCGCUCUCCAUCUUUUGGCCAAGAAACCUGCUGCUUUUCCAAGUGGUAACAAACUUGGAUGGUUCAGUAAAAUCAUUUAUGAAUGUCUAUCUGUGGAGCUUUACGUAGAUGAUGAAAUCGAUAAUAAAGACAAAUCAUAUGAUAGCAGUGAUACAUCUGUGGACAGUACUGUCACUCAAGAAGAAGAAACAGCUGAUGUAGAGAAGCAGGCAACAACAUCAAAUAAUAAAGACGUUCAAAGUAAAACUUCCCAAGAGAGUAAGAAACUAGCGGAAAAAAGAUUCAUGUUCCGCGACUUUAUCGGAUUUUGUGCCACUGAAACAUUGGGUCUUAUUGAACCAGUAACUCUGAGGAUAAAGAAAUACAUUAAAGACAUACGAGAAACAAGAAAGAAGCAUGAAUGGAGUGUUGCAGUCAUGAAUAAACUCCUAGAACUUGCAUCUAUCUAUGUGUACGUAGACCCUGCAGGUGGAAACGAAGACAAAGUACACCCUGCAGGUGGAGACGAAGACAACCCAUUCACUGUUCUUCCCCUAGAGUAUCAUGAACCUAAACAAGAACACCACAUAAUCGAAGACACCUCAUCCAAAGUUAUGCAAAAAUCUGCCAAAAAUGGAAUAGAAGAAAUAGUGAAGAGCAUCCUUACAGAAUAUCCAGUGGCUAUUAAUGACAGGGAUGCAAGUAAGAAGAAUAUAGUGAUAUUGGCAUCAGAGAAUAGGCAUUUGAAUUUAUUUAAAUUCUUGAUCAACCAAAACUUCCUGAGAGAAGGUAUCGUUCGGCAAAUGGAUGAUAAAGGGAACACGGUUUUGCAUGCAACCGCAUCCUACGAUGAUGAAAAACAUAAUCUCUGGCCAAUUCCUGGAGCUGCAGCACAGAUGCAGUGGGAAAUCCAAUGGUUCGAGGAUUUUUAUGUUUUCGAUAACACUUAUCCACAUAAGGAUAGGCAUAAGCCUGCAGAGUAUCCGGGAUAG